Messenger RNA from Pogona vitticeps (central bearded dragon), 673 nucleotides. It is a transcript of the gene IFT20, whose product is annotated as intraflagellar transport 20. Gene Ontology annotation, biological process: protein localization to cilium; cilium assembly. The record is from RefSeq and is a predicted model, not a curated record. NCBI's taxonomy places the organism in Eukaryota, Metazoa, Chordata, Lepidosauria, Squamata, Agamidae. Gene Ontology annotation, cellular component: ciliary base; ciliary basal body; neuron projection.
GGCGGGGCUUCGGCGGCGCCCGGUGUCGCCGUGGCAGCGAAGACCGCUCCGGGCCGGGCGGGGGAGGGGAGACCUGGAGGGACUCGCCGGCCCGGCGCCGAGGGACAGGAGUCCGAGGAGAAGUCGGAAUGGCCCAGGAGAUCCUCGGAGAGGCAGGCCUGCAUUUUGAUGAGCUGAACAAACUGAGGGUGUUGGACCCGGAGGUUGCUCAGCAAACGGUUGAACUGAAAGAAGAAUGCAGAGUUUUUGUGGACAAAAUCGCAGAAUUUAAAAAAAUAGUGGGCAGCCUCAUUGAACUUGUUGAUCAACUUUCAAAAACGACGGAAAGCGAGAAGAUUAAGGCGAUCGGCGCCCGGAACUUGCUGAAGUCUAUCGCCAAGCAAAGAGAGGCUCAGCAGCAACAGCUCCAGGCCUUGAUCGCGGAAAAGACCACGCAGCUCGAAAGGUACCGGGUCGAGUACCAAACACUAUGCAAAAUAGAAGCGGACCAAACCGAAUUCAUUGACCAGUUCAUCUUCCAGAAGUAGCAGGAGGAUUUGAAGCCAGACAGCCACGGACCAAGGAACCUUGCGGUGGAAAUGAUCAGCUAGUUCUGUGUUUAUGCACUCCCCUUUCUCUUUUCCAUGAAAGCAAAUUCCAAGGGAAAUAAACACUGUUUUUUUUCCUUUUUCCA